GAAUGUCUCCAAAAAGCGCUUGUCAUCGCAACUGAAAUUGGCGACAGAGAAGGGGAAGCAUCAUGUUAUGGAAACCUAGGUACUGUGUUUCUGUUCGUUGGCCAAUACGACAAGGCUGAAGAUUGUCUCCAAAAAGCGCUUGUCAUCAAAACUAAAAUUGGCGACAGAGGAGGGGAGGCAGCUAACUAUGGAAACCUAGGUAGUGUGUUUCUGUCCGUUGGCCAAUACGACAAGGCUGAAAAGUAUCUCCAAGAAGCGCUUGUCAUCCAAACUGAAAUUGGCGACAGAAAAGGGGAGGCAACUAGCUAUGGAAACCUAGGUAGUGUGUUUCUGUCCGUUGGCCAAUACGACAAGGCUGAAGAGUAUCUCCAAAAAGCGCUUGUCAUCAAAACUGAAAUUGGCGACAGAGGAGGGGAGGCAGCUAGCUAUGGAAACCUAGGUAGUGUGUUUCUGUCCGUUGGCCAAUACGACAAGGCUGAAAAGUAUUUCCAGAAAGCGCUUGUCAUCAAAACUGAAAUUGGCGACAGAGGAGGGGAAGCAUCAUGUUAUGGAAACCUAGGUAUUGUGUUUAGGUCGCUUGGCCAAUACGACAAGGCUGAAGAGUAUCUCCAAAAAGCGCUUGUCAUCCAAACUAAAACUGGCGACAGAGGAGGGGAGGCAGCUAACUAUGGAAACCUAGGUAGUGUGUUUCUGUCCGUUGGCCAAUACGACAAGGCUGAAGAGUAUCUCCAAAAAGCGCUUGUCAUCAAAACUGAAAUUGGCGACAGAGGAGGGGAAGCAUCAUGUUAUGGAAACCUAGGUAUUGUGUUUAGGUCGCUUGGCCAAUACGACAAGGCAGAAGAGUAUCUCCAAAAUGCGCUUGUCAUCCAAACUGAAAUUGGCGACAGAGAAGGGGAAGCAUCAUGUUAUGGAAACCUAGGUAUUGUGUUUAUGUCGCUUGGCCAAUAUGACAAGGCUGAAGAGUAUCUCCAAAAAUCGCUUGUCAUCAAAACUGAAAUUGGCGACAGAGAAGGGGAGGCAGCUAACUAUGGAAACCUAGGUAGUGUGUUUCUGUCCGUUGGCCAAUACGACAAGGCUGAAGAGUAUCUCCAAAAAGCGCUUGUCAUCCAAACUGAAAUUGGCGACAGAGAAGGGGAGGCAGCUAACUAUGGAAACCUAGGUAGUGUGUUUCUGUCCGUUGGCCAAUAUGACAAGGCUGAAGAGUAUCUCCAAAAAGCGCUUGUCAUCACAACUGAAAUUGGCGACAGAGAAGGGGAGGCAGCUAACUAUGGAAACCUAGGUAGUGUGUUUCUGUACGUUGGCCAAUACGACAAGGCUGAAGUGUAUCUCCAAAAAGCGCUUGUCAUCACAACUGAAAUUGGCGACAGACAAAAGGAAGCAUCAUGUUAUGGAAGCCUAGGUACUGUGUUUAAGUUGCUUGGCCAAUACGACAAGGCUGAAGAGUAUCUCCAAAAAGCGCUUGUCAUCAAAACUAAAAUUGGCGACAGAGAAGGGGAGGCAGCUGACUAUGGAAACCUAGGUAGUGUGUUUCUGUCCGUUGGCCAAUACGACAAGGCUGAAGAGUAUCUCCAAAAAGCGCUUGUCAUCAAAACUGAAAUUGGCGACAGAGAAGGGGCAGCAUCAUGUCAUGGAAAACUUGGUACUCUGUUUAGAACUGUUGGUGAUUUUGAAGCUUCGGAAGUAUGCUUGGAGAAAGCCUUAUUAAUAUCCAGAGAUAUUGGAGAUGGAAGAAAAGAGUUCGAAAUCCUCGGAAGUUACGCCGUUUUGUAUUUGUGCCAAUAUAAAAUCAAAGACUCCCUGUCGUGUCUUCAUCUGUGCAUUGAAAAGUAUGAGGAGCUGAGAUAUUUCUUGGGCGCCAAUGAUCAGUUCAAAACAUCAUUACUGGAGGACACAGGAAUAUUUCCUUACAAACUGCUUUGUACUUUGCUUUGUGCCACCGGAAAUGCUCGGGAUGCUAUUUAUGUUGAGGAGUUGGGUCGAGCUAGAGGCCUAUCAGACUUAAUGGCAGAGAAGUACUCGGUUGAAACGCACAUCUCUGCUAAUCCACAAUCUUGGUUUGGCAUUGAGAACAUUUUAAGAAAGCAAAAAAACUGUACUUGUCUGUACAUUUCUUAUUUUCAGAAUAGUCUGCAUUUGUGGAUCUUGAAAACAAGUGGAGUCCUUCACUAUAGAAGAGUAUCACCAGAAGAGAAUGUAGUUCAGGCUGGGUUACCCAAAGAUUUGCCUUUGAGUCAAUUUUUGGAUGAUAAUUUCCGGAGUCUUGGUAUUUUUAAGAUCGGUCUUUAAAUACGAUUAAAUUGCAACCUCUCUCCCCCGCGCAAAAGAGCUCAGCAAGAUUACGACUCGUGGAGGAGGACGGUGACGAGGACGAGGACGAGAAAGUGAUUUCAAGUCUACAUUUAUGUUACAAAAUGUUCAUUGCCCCCGUUUAUGAUUUACUUGAUGAGCCUGAAGUCAUUAUUGUUCCUGACCGCAGGUUGUACAAAGUUCCCUUUGCUGCCCUGAGUGAAAAGGAAGGAGCCGAAUACUUGUCAGAGACCCAUAAGAUCCGUAUCAUUCCUUCGUUGACAACACUCAAGAACAUUCAAGAUAGUCCAGAGGACUAUCACAGCAACACUGGUGCCCUGGUAAUAGGCAAUCCCAAGGUUAAUUGGCUGGAGCCAUUGCCAGCUGCAAGAAAGGAAGCGGAGAUGGUCGGACGACUGGUGGGUGUUCCGCCUCUAGUUGAAGAGAAAGCAACGAAGCAGGCAGUACUUGAGCGGAUAAGUUCCGUGAGCUUGAUACAUUUUGCUGCCCAUGGUAACGCGGAAAGAGGAGAAAUUGCACUCUCCCCCAUUCCUACUCCCAACAAUCAAAACGCUAUCCCGAAGGAAGCUUACAUGUUGACGAUGGCUGAUGUCUCACGAGUGAAAGUCAGAGCUAAACUGGUGGUACUUAGCUGCUGUCACAGUGGAAGUGGAGAGAUAAGAGCCGAGGGAGUUAUAGGAAUUGCUGGUUUUCAGUGUCACGCCAUUCAAAAUAGAUCAAAAUAAAAAAUAAAAAACCGUUCAAUCGAUUUAGUCUAGAAUCUGGAAAUAGAAAGAAGCUAGAUAUGUAAAGACUCUCGCCAAGAUUCAGGUCACAGCAAUUUUUCUUACGGAAGAUAUGAGGAGAAACGUUUUUCCCAAAUUUAUAGAGAUUUGUAUGGAGCCGCCAUGCUGGUGCCCACCUAGAUGGGCACCAACAUGGCGGCCGGAAACCAGCAGAAACAUCUGUCACUGAGUUUUGCUACAAAAGCGUGAAUUUAUCUCUCUAAGAACUCAUAAACGUAACAAUAAUACUUUAUUCUAAUACAAGAACUGUUCAGAUAGCUGAAUUUCCCUAAAUAAGUCACCUUUUAAACCAACAUAACAGCUCUCUCGCUCGUCAUGUAAAGGCCACGUCACGCAAAAGCUUAGAAAUUCAAGAGUAGUCUAUCACUAAACCAAGAACCCAUUUGGAGUGAAAAUUUGUCUGAAUAUUAGUUUUUAGCUGCUCUAAUACAUCAUCAAAGUAAAAUCUCAGGAGGAUCAAUAAUUCUGAAGUCUGAAAUUUAGUGACGUCACGUGAAAACCAGCAAUUGCCCGUGCGUUCUUAGGAUCCGGUGCUCGCUCGGUGUUGGUUGCGCUGUGGGCCAUUCCAGACUCUGCAACAGGGAAGCUGAUGAGUCGGUUUUACGAACACCUUGUUGAAGGAGAAAGUGCCAGUGAGUCUCUUCACCAGACUAUGAAGUGGAUGAGAAAAAAUGGUUUUAUCCAAGUGUCUCAAUGGGCUUCAUUCACGCUGAUUGGAGAUGACGUGAGAUUAGAGUUUGGCGCGCCAGGUGAGACUCAGCUCAAAAAGAUAUUUCACUAA
This is a messenger RNA of Pocillopora meandrina, 3873 nucleotides long. The record is from the annotation of a GenBank genome assembly. Lineage: Eukaryota; Metazoa; Cnidaria; Anthozoa; Scleractinia; Pocilloporidae.